GUGGGACCACAUCAUCCCACCAACUUGUUGAAUCUUUUGGGUACUUCGUUUUUCCUAUCUUCAAUCGAUAAGACGAGUGUUUUUUACUCCACCAAACAACCUAAUUCGAGUACCACGGAUCAAAGAUUUCAUUUUUUUUCAUACAUCAAUUCGUGUGUUUGUGAACUAGAAUUCAAGAAAAUCAAUGGAUCCAUCGAAAACAAAGACAGAGACAUUGGAUCGGACACUCCACGCAGUGGGGUUCGAGAUAGGCGAGCUGUCGCCGAGCAAGGUGACGGGGCGGCUGCCGGUGACGGAGAAGUGCUGCCAGCCGUUCAAGGUGUUGCACGGCGGAGUUUCGGCGCUGAUAGCGGAGGCUCUGGCGAGCAUGGGGGCCCACAUGGCGUCCGGGUUCCGGAGAGUGGCCGGAUUCCACCUGGGCAUCCACCAUCUGAAGAGUGCCCGGAUCGGCGACCUCGUCCUCGCCGAGGCCACGCCGGUCAACGUCGGGAACACCAUUCAGGUCUGGGAAGUGAAGCUCUGGAAGGUUGACCCAUCGGACGAAGAUAAACGAGUGAUGAUAUCUUCUUCUAGGGUUACUCUCUUGGUCAUGGCUGUUCCUGAACACGCCAAAGAUGCUGAUGUUAAUCUCAAGAAAUUUGCUAAGUUGUAAUCCAAUUUCAUUCUGUUUCUGGGCAAUCAUAAUUUGCAGAAUUCUAAUCGGAAUCAGAGACAUAAUAAGAUUGAAUUUUGCUUUGUAUUUAGCCUCUAUGCAUUAUCUUCUGAUGAAUGAUUGAUUGAACUUUGUUUGGCCUGAUC
Ipomoea nil (Japanese morning glory) is the source of this 798-nucleotide messenger RNA. Its product is annotated as 1,4-dihydroxy-2-naphthoyl-CoA thioesterase 1-like. Lineage: Eukaryota; Viridiplantae; Streptophyta; Magnoliopsida; Solanales; Convolvulaceae. The transcript has 2 exons. The coding region runs from base 185 to 652 and encodes 155 amino acids. Gene Ontology annotation, molecular function: 1,4-dihydroxy-2-naphthoyl-CoA thioesterase activity. Gene Ontology annotation, biological process: phylloquinone biosynthetic process. The record is from RefSeq and is a predicted model, not a curated record. Gene Ontology annotation, cellular component: peroxisome.